CACACACACGCACGCACGCACUUCACAUACCACAUACCAACACACGGAAAGAGAUGAAGAAGAAGAAGGCCUCUUCUUGCUUCCCAUUCUCUCCUUUUCUUCUCAGAGUUUCUAGCUGAAAUGCCUAGCCUUUUUGCUAAAUGAGUUGUAGUAUCAUUAAAAACAGUGUUACAGAAUAUCUGUAUUCUCUGUUUGGUUUCUGAGAAAACCAAGGAUUAUGGAAUUUUGCCAUCGCUGAUGGAUCUUGAUGUUAUUUAAAGUUGUGUUCUUUCACCUUUUACUAUACAGGAAACAAAAGCUUUAUGAUUUGUUAGAAUUGGAGCUAAUUUAGUGGUGACAAAAUGAAUGGGAAUAGACAAAUGGAAGUGCAUUAUAUGAGCACCGACUUUCCUUACACUACCACUGAAUGCUUUAUGGAUUUCUUUGAAGGACUAACUCAUGCUCCAGUAAAUUAUGCUCACAAUGGACCAAUGCAUGAUCAGGACAAUUCAUAUUGGUCAAUGAAUAUGAAUGCAUACAAAUUUGGAUUUUCUGGUCUGGGGAGUGCUUCUUACUAUAGUCCAUAUGAGGUAAAUGAUAAUUUACCAAGAAUGGAUGUGAGCAGGAUGGCUUGGGAAUACCCUUCAGUAGUGAGUGCUGAAGAGCCCACAACCACAGACACACAGUUUGAAGGAGAUGCGAACAUGGGAGUGCAUGCCAUACCUGAAGAAAGCAUUUCAAAUCAGGCAAGCACCAAUAGUCCACAGGCUCUUUGGCAAGAUGAUGUUAAUCCAGAUACCAUGACAUAUGAGGAAUUGGUCGACCUAGGUGAGACUGUUGGAACUCAAAGUAAAGGUCUAUCUCCUGAACUUAUCAGCUUGCUUCCAACCUCAAAAUGCAAGUUUGGAAGCUUCUUCUCAAGAAAAAGAUCUGGGGAAAGAUGUGUGAUUUGCCAGAUGAAAUACAAAAUAGGGGAUAAGCAAAUAAAACUGUUGUGCAAACAUGCUUACCAUUCUGAAUGUAUCACCAAGUGGCUUGGCAUCAAUAAGGUAUGUCCUGUUUGCAACGAUGAGGUAUUUGGAGAGGAAUCAAGGAAUUAACAGAUCUACAGAAAAAGAAAAUCACUGCUCAAUCGUCUCCUUUUCUUUUAUUUUCUUUCUAUUUUAUAUGGGUGGUUUGGUUUCUUUAUCUUUUGUACACGUAGUUUUAGUCAAGGAACAAGGCAAUUCCCUCAUUCUCCACAGAAGUUUUGUUUACUAAAGAAACCGUAUCAUCUGAGCUUCUAUAGCAAGAUAACUUGAGUUUUAAGCCUCGUGUUGCUGAA
Molecule: messenger RNA, 1303 nt
Organism: Populus euphratica (Euphrates poplar)
Lineage: Eukaryota; Viridiplantae; Streptophyta; Magnoliopsida; Malpighiales; Salicaceae
Product: E3 ubiquitin ligase BIG BROTHER-like
Exons: 10
Coding region: 342-1079 (245 amino acids)
Biological process (GO): protein ubiquitination; negative regulation of organ growth
Molecular function (GO): ubiquitin conjugating enzyme binding; ubiquitin-protein transferase activity
Source: RefSeq, a predicted model, not a curated record